This is a messenger RNA of Anneissia japonica, 3087 nucleotides long. Its product is annotated as headcase protein homolog. The coding region runs from base 133 to 1662 and encodes 509 amino acids. The transcript has a single exon. The record is from RefSeq and is a predicted model, not a curated record. Lineage: Eukaryota; Metazoa; Echinodermata; Crinoidea; Comatulida; Comatulidae.
CACCAUUUUCAGUUUAGUUGUAAACACGCUAGACACAACCAAACCUACGAUUGACGUACACACUGUAUAGGCCGAAAAGACAUUUUUAUUAUCGAGAUUUCACACUGUUUUUUGUGAUUCCAUAUUAUUCACAUGCCGUUUACCAAAGAAGAGAAGGCUCGGCAACGUGCUGAACAAUUUAGAGAGGUAAAUAAUAAUGAUGCCGAAGAGGAAGACCCCGACUACAAAUCAUGUUGUGUACCGUCUGGAUGUAUAGUUGGUGAAGCCGUUCAUAUACGAAACCCGGAUGUUGUUAUGAAGGUUGUGUGCAACAACAAAGAUUGUACCUAUGGAGUAUUUAUGCACAAAGUAUGUUUUACUGAGUGGGAAGAAAGUGUACUAACAUAUCUACGAUCGUCUGGACGAGCUAGGAGUUGGUCGGAGAAGCAGCGUCGCCAAAACCUGUGGACAAAGAAGGGAUACGACCUAGCAUGGAAAGCAUGUUCAUGCCAAUGCGGAAAGGGCCAUCUACGGAAGGACCUUGAUUGGGUACCACCGCAACCGUUGGACGUAGAUACACAACGUAAGAAAACUAAGAAAAAGAAAUCAAACGAUAAACCAACUAUAGGCCGAGCGACGAGUCUACAACAGAAUAUCGCCGGACAGGCGAAUAACGGCAGUCAUAAUCAUAUAGGCCCAGCCCAAUCUAACGGUCAUCAUUCAGGCAAUUCUGGAACAUCCGGACACAACGGACGUCUUCGUCACACCUCCGGAGCUUCCGUCUCGUCGACAGAUAGCUUUAGCAGCACACCACCAACAAGUGCCGACGAAUUUCUUUACUCGCCUGGUCCUUCUCCUCGUAUCAGCAACGGGCAUAUACGACUGGAAUCGAAUUCGUCCGAUCGUAGUUGGUCACCAAAUAACUCCCAACCAGCAAACAACCAAACAAGUCAAAGAAAUUCUAGAAGUUUCAGUUUUUCUCGCUCCAACUCCUUGAACAAGGAACCCAUCGACAACGCUCCACAACAAUCGCCAAAGACAGUCGACAAUCUCAACGACUGUUUGUUUCUACGCAGGAUGGACUUGUCGACAUUUUUUGAAGUCCUUCCACGGCACAAAUUGAACCCAUACCAUAUCAAGAUGGACGAAGACGGCUUUGCAGCUAAUGAAGAAAUACGGAAAUUUAUAUUCAACACUAUGGUUCUGCAUAAAGCUACCAGCAUGGCAUGUUCGAUGUGCGCUCGUCAUCUUCCUAUCUUUGAUCGGUACCCUUUGAUAGAUGGUACAUGCUACCUUACCCCUGUCAAGCAUAGUGAUACUAACUUGCAGGUGAAUCUAAACGGCAAACUGCAGUACCUUGGUGCAGUUUGCAUGCUAUGUUUAGAAGGCGUACAUAGUGUACUAUGUCGCCAAUGCAAGACGCCAUGGGACGGCAGUCAUCAUCAACUUGGAACUUUAUAUUCGUACGAUAUUUUCGCCGCCUCGCCGUGCUGCUCUGGACGCGUCGGAUGCAAGCAAUGCGGAAAACCGGUUAUAGAACUCAGUCGCGGUCCGUUCUUCUUCAGUCAAUAUUCGCAAACUAUACUUUGCCCCCACUGUGGAGUGCUGGAUUUUCACUUCAUUAAACCAUUGAGCAGCUAUGAGGUACGUGCUAAUCAGUCUGGACAUCGUCUAAUAUGUUAAACCUGCGUACUAAUUAUUAUGUACGGGUAUGAAGCAAAUGUCGUAUGUAAGGAUAUUUUUAUGACUGAUAUUUUUAAAAUGUGAGUUGUAUUGUGGAAAAUCCAUAUAAACUUUUUACCGAAACAUUGUUUACUGAAAGUUUGUUUACUCAGUUCGAAAGAGAACGAGUACUAGAAAUUGAUGUUUUGCUUAGUAAAUCAGUGACGUUGCUCCAUCAAAUAUUAAACAUGUAUAAUUUAAGUGAUAUUUCUAUGGAAAAAAAUAAUAUCGGUAGUGAAUUUUAGCGCGAUCUAGAUCGAUAUUUCGUUUCAUUAAUCUUUAAAACAUAGACUAUUAUAGGCCUACAACCACUUGUGGUAUUUGCUGAUCAGUUUCCUAUCAUAAUUAAAUAAAUGUUCAGAAACACAUUGAAGACACCUACACUAUUGUUAAUAUUAUAAUUGUAUAACUUGUUAUUAAUCAAUAUUCGUUUACGUUGUAUAUAAGUAUUAUAUCAUAUUGGGUCAGGUUGUUUCAAAAAGCGGUCCUGUAUCAAAAAAAAAAAACUUCUGGAAUUAAAUAUCAUUUGAAUGUGUACCGUAUUUAAUUGCGUGGUUAAGCUUUAACAAUUGGAAAAAAAAAGGUUGAUUUUGACCUGGAGUGGUUUUAAAACUCCGUAAUUGAACGGCAUUUCAAGUGAUGGAUGGUAAUUUGAUUAUUGUAUUUUAUAUCCAUUUUCACGGAAGCCUUCUAUUGGAAGAAUAGAUUAUAGGCCUUGUCCGUAGGUUUGUAUAAUUUAAUAAGGACUCGGAAGAUUGAUAAGUUUCAGCCAUAUUAUUUUGAGAAUGUCUUUCGAAUUGGUUUGUAUUUAAAUGGAAGAAAGCUUUUGACCAAAUAUUUUGGCCAGCCAAAAUACAUGUUUGACGUGAUAAAAAUUUAAACUAUCAAGUCAUGGACUUUAUCACCAUGAAUACAUAUUUUUAUUCGAGAAGUACUAGUUGAUUACUUUUGUAUUUUCCGGAAAAUUUCAUUACGUUUAACGUUAUCAUUUUAUAAAAAUUGACUAAGCAUGUUAUCGAUUUUUUUCAGUUUAAAUACUGCAUUAUGCCUACUUUUUGAUGUAAUACAAAGUUGGUUUAGGUAUUAAGAUUUACUUGUUUAUCAAAGUAAUACUUCGAUUUAUGUUUGAAAACCGAUAAACUAGAACACAUCGAAGUUUUUAAAAAUAGACAGUGAUAAGUUUUUUGAUGGAAAACAUUAGUCCUAAACGUUACUUUUACAGAGUUUAAAGUAUUUAGUUUAGAAGCUACGACAGGGUUUAGCUGAAGCUGUGGCAUACAUAAUAUUUGACCUCCAGCAUUUCAAUGCGAGUACCGUACUGUUCGACUGAUUUGCACUCGAAAUAUGUUACUAUUAUUAUCAUUAUUAAACUUUUGAAAUACAGAA